Molecule: messenger RNA, 927 nt
Organism: Botrytis cinerea B05.10
Lineage: Eukaryota; Fungi; Ascomycota; Leotiomycetes; Helotiales; Sclerotiniaceae
Exons: 3
Coding region: 128-808 (226 amino acids)
Source: RefSeq, a predicted model, not a curated record
GUCCAGUCCAACUGGCCGUCUCGCAUUGCACGCGAGAUAUAGUUUUUUCUUUUGCACAAAUUUGGAGCAAGAUAGAUACAACAGAGGGGAUCUUCUAUUACUUGCUAUCCAAAAAUCUGACCCUGAGAUGGUACGUGCUUUGAAGAAAUUGGGUAUGGAUUUGAACAUGGCAGACCACGCAGGAGUACCAGUCUUAUUACUCACAGCUUUAGAAUUGGCCGAAAAAGAUUUCAUUCUCCAAAUUUUGCCUGAAGUAGAUGUUAUUCAACAUCCGAAGUUGGGUACUGCGCUGAACCAGGCGUCGUUCCAAGGUCUGCUGAAAAUAGUCUCUGCUCUGCUCAACCGAGAAUUAAGGAUACCAGCUGGUGUUAACAACAAUGGUCCUCAAGGAAUGCCCCUCAUGGUAGCAUGCUAUGAUGGUAUGUAUUAUUCCGUGGUAUAUCUAUUGAAGCACGGAGCAAAUACCGCGUGCAAAAAGCUAGACGGAAUCAAAACAACUGCGAUGCAGUCAGCCCAUUUACACAAAGAUGUAAUGCUAUUACUGCAGAACUUCCGAAAAAAUGGGCCAAGAGCCUCAGAAGAGCAAAGAACAGUUGUCAAUGCGAAUAUUUCGAUGCUUGAGUGGUGUAUGUUGAGAUUAGAGAAUGAUCAGAAGAGAGAGAAACGAGCCGAUCAGCUAAGUCUGUUUGAGAGUGUUUCCUCUCAGCCUUGGUGGACCGAAGAUAUAGAUACAGAUGGGGAACAGGAAUCAAGUCAUCACAAAGAUGAGAUACCAGAGUUAAAAUACACGGAUGACCAGUCCCUCUAGGAUUAUCAAUCUUAUAGUACUUGUUCACCUGAUGAGCAGAUUUUGAGUCCUGGCUAGAAUGAGUUCUUCUAUCUCAAGUUCUGUCUAGGGUCGUUAUAAAUUCUGAACUCACAGCAUCA